Aureobasidium subglaciale EXF-2481 is the source of this 402-nucleotide messenger RNA. RefSeq lists its product as uncharacterized. NCBI's taxonomy places the organism in Eukaryota, Fungi, Ascomycota, Dothideomycetes, Dothideales, Saccotheciaceae. The record is from RefSeq and is a predicted model, not a curated record. Bases 1 to 402 code for a protein of 133 amino acids. The transcript is spliced from 2 exons.
AUGCAGUUCAUCACGGCCUUCGUUUCGCUCUUCGUAGCAGCUGUCACCGCCUUUCCCACCAAGCCUGGCUACCUCACUCAACCUCUGCAGCCUCGUGAUUCCGGCGACGUCUACGCAUGUACAGGUGCCAAUUUCACCGACGUCUGCGCUUGGUUCCGCCAACCCUUCAACAGCUGCGUCGACUUCCCAACAGAGCUGAGCAAGCAAGUCUCGUCCUUCGGACCUGACCCAGGCGCCGACUGUAUGUUGAUGCAAGGACACUGCAACGACACCAUGUUCUACCGUGGCAACAUCAAGUACCCUGGAAUCUUCGACCUCGCCAAUGUCACAUUUGACAACAUUGCAACCAGCUUCAUCUGUAUGCAUCAAUUCAACACGGAGGAGGUUUCAAAGAGCGAGUGA